UGUUGGUUUAUACCGUUCUUCUUCUCUUUUUAGUGUUUUAUUGUAUUUUUAAGUUCGAAGCCACGAAUAAAUUGCUAACGCCUAUGUAGACAAAAGGCCAUCAAAAUAACUGAAUUCAUUCUUUUUUUAGCCAUUUGAUUUUAUAGUUCUAGGCACAGGUCCGGAUCCAGGUAAGUCGUCAGUCAAAAUAAAAAUAUUGAUUAACUGCAGAGUGCAAUAAUAAUUUUAAAAAUGUAUCCUAUAAUUUAUUGAAUAUAACUUAUCAGCUGCUGUAUUAAUGACAUGUCAUUUGGCAGACCUGUUCAAAAUAAGAAAUUACUACUUUGUUCUCUAUUUGUUAUUUGUUUAGUAACAUUAUUUUUGUUUUCCAAAUAUCCUAUUUUAGGUGAUGAAUAUAGAAGAGAAAGACUGAAAUUAAUAAAUGAAGUAAUAAAAACUCAAGCUAGCAACUUAGCAUGCAGACAGCCAAAUCUUCCUGUGGGUUCCCCAGAAAUUAUGAAAUUUGUUCGUACAGUGCCCAAAAUAGAUUGCUCAAAAUCUGGAAUUGACUGGGUAAAAUGUACGGAUACAAUUUGCAGUGUAGAAGAAACAGCAAAUAUACAAUUUGGUCCCUUAAAUUGCUAUUUUACAGAUGUCUACAGAAAAAAUGAUUACAAAGUUGUUCAUGGACAACCAGUAAAAGCUGAAACGUACGAAUUAAAAAAAAGUGAUGUGGUACGUGUGUUAUGUUCGGCAGAAGAACAAAAAUGGUCUGCUACUUUGGUUGGUAUUAGAAAAGAUGAAAAAGUUUGGAAUGCAUCAAGUUGGGAUAAGUUACCGAAAAAUUCAUUGAAAAUGAAUGUUCUUAUGUUUGGAUUCGAUUCUCUGUCCAGAAAUUCUUUUAUUAGAAAAUUACCCAAAAGUUAUGAAUAUCUUGAUACCAUUUUAGAGACUGAUGUACUUCAAGGAUACAAUAUUGUUGGAGAUGGAACUCCGCAAGCUCUAAUACCAAUGCUAACUGGAAAAAAUGAAUUAGAGCUACCAGAUACACGUAAAAGAAUAAAAAACACAAAAUUCGUGAAUUCUUACCCAUUUAUUUGGAACGAUUAUAAGAAAUCUGGCUAUGUUACUGCAUUUUUUGAGGAUGUCCCGAAAACAGGAACAUUCAACUAUAGAUUAAAUGGUUUCAAUAAAUCGCCAACAGACCACUAUAUGAGACCUUAUUAUUUGGCUUUAUUAAAUGAUAAAAAAAAAUGGCCUGCACUUUGUGUAGGGGAGAAUCCCAAGCACAAAAUUAUGUUAAAUCUUAUAAAGGAGUUUUUUGCAGUAUAUACGCCAAAACCAAAAUUUUUAUUUGGUUUCCACGGUGAAUUAUCUCAUGAUGACUAUAAUCUUGUGGGAGUAGCAGAUGAUGAUUUUCUACAAUUUUUAACAGACUUACAUGUCUCUGGAGCUCUAAAUAACACUAUUCUAAUACUCAUGGCAGAUCAUGGACACAGAUUUGCCGAAAUAAGAAAUACCCUUCAAGGUAAACAAGAAGAACGUUUGCCAUUUUUUUCGUUCACUUUUCCCAAGUGGUUCAAAGACAAAUACAAAUAUAUUUAUAAUAAUUUCAAAAGCAACUUGGAUAAACUCACAACUCCUUUCGAUAUUUAUUCUACAUUAAAAGAUAUAUUACAUCUGAAAGACGUCGGUGCUGCAGAUAUUAGCCAGAGAUCCGUUUCGCUUUUUUCAAAAAUACCGCCUUCAAGAAGUUGCGCUAGUGCACACAUAGAACCACAUUGGUGCGCUUGCUUAGACUGGCGAGAAAUCCCCCUCUCCGAUCCCAUAGUAAAAAGAAUAGCCGAAAAAUUAACAAACACUAUAAAUUCUUACACAAGCGAGUACCGAAAUUUUUGUGAAUUCUUAACAAUCUGGGAAGUAUAUUGGGUAACAAAAAUGGAACCUAACGAAAAUUUACUCAGAUACAAGAAGACCUUGGACGUGGAUGGAUUUGUUGCGGACUUAUCAGCGAAAAUUGAUAUAAGAGAAGAUGCAUAUCAAAUCAAGGCGAUGAUGGUUCCUGGAAAUGGCCUUUUCGAGGCUAGUGUUACGCACGAGUUGAUCAUUGACAGUUUCAAAUUAAAAAUCAGCGAUAUAAGUCGGAUAAAUUUGUACGGAACUCAGGCGAGAUGCAUUGAAAACGAUCUGCCUCAUUUGAGAAAAUACUGUUGUUGUAAAGAUGUAUAAAAAGUGAUCGAGGAAAAAAAUCAAAAUUACCAUUAUGUUUUUAUAUAUAUAUAGCGUGGUACAAUAUACGUUCGGAGCAUAGCUGCAAAACUAGCAAGAGUUAGAAAAACCUACAGUAUUAUACAACUCCAAAAAAGCUACAGUUAUAAAAUAAUUUCGACUAUAUAGUGUUCCAUAACUAAAGAACGUGUAUUAAGUUCAUUUUUGCAAAUUGAAAGUCCUAAAUAACUAAAUGUUAAAUCUAGGAUAUCAAAACUAACCAAAUUAAGGGCUUAUUGGGGUAAUAAACAAUUAUAUUUUACUCUUACAUCUGACACACACAAAUUCGCAGCUCAAACUAAUAAAAAUAUUGUAAAUAACGCAAUGCAACAAUUCAAGAGACAUUCAAAAAAUUCUAAAUUAACUGUCAAACGAUAGUAAAACUGACUAUUCACUCUGAGGAGCCACUAAAAGACUAAAAAAAAAAAACAACCUUGUAGAAUCCACCAAUUAAAAAUGCAGAUGACACAUGGACAAAAAGCUAAUAGAUUUCCAA
Psylliodes chrysocephalus is the source of this 2743-nucleotide messenger RNA. Lineage: Eukaryota; Metazoa; Arthropoda; Insecta; Coleoptera; Chrysomelidae. The record is from the annotation of a GenBank genome assembly.